Molecule: messenger RNA, 8176 nt
Organism: Dinoponera quadriceps
Lineage: Eukaryota; Metazoa; Arthropoda; Insecta; Hymenoptera; Formicidae
Gene: tna
Product: zinc finger MIZ domain-containing protein 1
Exons: 10
Coding region: 889-3561 (890 amino acids)
Biological process (GO): protein sumoylation; regulation of transcription by RNA polymerase II
Molecular function (GO): SUMO ligase activity; zinc ion binding
Source: RefSeq, a predicted model, not a curated record
GUCGCCUUCAGUCGGCUCGUAGCUUGCGCGGAGCGCGUUGCUCGUGUGUUUCCCACGCUGCUCUCUCUCACACACUUCCGUUCGUCCCGUCUCGCACGUUCCUCUCGCCGUCUACCUCGGCCCGUCUUCUUCGUAGUCUCUCGGUCUCUUCGUCGUCGUUGUGCACAUGACGAGGUGAUGAACGCCCGGUGGCAUCGCAGAUGGCUACGCCGAGAAGCGUAGUGACAGUGCCCAGCGUCGUCCUGCCGAUGGACGAUGACUAUUAACGCGGAGGACAGACGCUACGACGACGCUGCGUCCGUACGUGGUUGCGCGCGGGGGAAAACAGUGUGCUCUUCUGUGUGAUCAUCUCUCUGUGUGUUGCGCCGCCUCCUCGCCGAGUAUCACUCUGAUUACGUAUACACACCAUCGGAUAUACGCGCUCCCGGAAGAUCGCAGGCUGCGAAGGCGCGUGUACGCGUCCGCGUGUGUGCAUUGUAUAUAUAUAUGAUAUAUAUAUACUUGGAUUAUACGUCGUCUCUCUCUCUCUCUCUGUCUCUAUCUAUCUAUCUCUCGCGGAGAAGACUCUCCACCGUCGCCCAAAUUGACCAAGGAUAAUAACAAAGGACCGUCGUGUUUUUCCAAACAAGGCCGUCUAUAGGCUUACCGUCACGCCUUCGCGUGUUCCGCGCGUCCACGUCGCGAAGGGGCCCGUCGACGUACAAGAGGGUUCCCUCCCCGCUACGUCGGCCGCGUCCCGCUGAGGGAUCGUCGGCGAUCGUCGGCGUCGGGAGUGCCGGCAAUCAUCGUCGCCGUCGUCCACCUCAUCAUCAUCAUCAUCAUCAUCCGGCUAUCAUAGCGCGGUAGCACCCCGGAACCGGGGGUGGUGGUUCACAUCGUCUCGCGGCGAUGGUGGCAGCUGCCACUGCUGCGGUCACCGCCACUGCCAGCGUGGUGGCCAUGCAGGACCGUCAGGACAUCUCCGCACAGUACAAUCAGAUGCAGAGCCAACAUGGAAUACCCCAUCAAACCGUACCGCCGUACAACGCGGGGUACGGUCAGCGAGGACCAAUGGCGGGAAUGGGGCCAGUCGGGAUGAACAAUUUCAGUAACAUAGGCACCGUCAGCCCGAUGCACACUAUGAAUUCCAUGAAUUCGAUGAACAGUAUGAAUGGCAUGAACACGAUGAAUCCCAUGACGAUGGGAGGUAUGAGCAGUAUGAGCGGUAUGAACGCGAUGAACCCCAUGGGCUCCAUGAGCGGCAUGGGCAACAUGGCGAUGAGCAACAUGAUGGGACCCAACAAUAUACAGAUGAACAAGAUGGCCGCAAUGCAGCAGGCUCAACCGCACCAAGGCUACUCUCGGCGGCUGGCGCCUUACCCCGCCCCCACGGUGCACAUCGCGCAGAAGCGGCAGCAGGUGCCGUCGUACCCGGGCCACAGUCCGGCGGCGAUGCAGCCGGGCGGCUUCAACGGCAUGACGGCGUCGCAGUACCCGAGCAGCUAUCCCAGCGGCGCGCGGCCGAGCUUCCAGCCGCAGUACCAGCAGCCCACGCAGAGCAUGAUACCGAACGCGGCCGCCACCGCGGCGGGCGUCUUCGGGCCCAACACCGCGAUGAUACGGGGCUCGAAUAUGAGGCAGGCGGCGCCAUCUUACAACGCGGCGUCGCAGGCGGUCGCCGCGAACCAAUAUUACAGCAACGCCGGAGUGCCGGUCAGCAUGGGGCCGACCGGCACGGGGGCGGUCACCGGUCAGUUCGUAGGUCACCAACAGCCGAACGCGGGCUACGGGGGCGGCGGCGGUGGCGGUGGCGCCGCUACCGGUAGCUACGGCGCCGCGUCCGCCGGCGCCGUGGUGGCGACCAGCCAAUAUCAGCAGGACGUCGCGGCGUCGAUGAAGUCGACGAGCGGCGGCAACGUCAGCUAUCAGCACAGCCCGAUACCCGGCAACCCGACGCCGCCGUUGACGCCCGCCACCAGCAUGCCGCCUUACAUCAGCCCGAAUCCCGACCUCAAGCCGAGCUUCAACGACUUGAAGUCGCCGGUUAACAUACAGAAUGAAGAAUUGAGACUGACAUUCCCCGUGAGAGACGGCAUCAUUCUCCCGCCCUUCCGCCUCGAGCACAAUCUGGCCGUUAGUAAUCACGCGUUCCAACUGAAGCCCACGGUGCAUCAGACGCUGAUGUGGCGAUCCGAUUUGGAGCUGCAGCUCAAGUGUUUCCACCACGAGGACAGGCAGAUGAAUACGAACUGGCCGGCGAGCGUGCAGGUUUCCGUCAACGCGAAUCCUCUCGUGAUCGAUCGCGGCGAGAACAAAACUACCCACAAGCCUCUUUACUUAAAGGAUGUCUGCCAAAUCGGGAGGAACACAAUACAGAUCACCGUGUCCGCGUGCUGCUGUUCGCACCUGUUUGUCCUCCAACUGGUCCACCGGCCCAGCGUGCGAAGUGUACUCCAGGGAUUACUGCGUAAAAGGCUUCUGGCGGCGGAUAAUUGCAUAAGUAAAAUCAAAAAAAAUUUCAACAGUACAAUCUCGACCAAUGGCAUACAGUCGGAGAAGGACGUGGUGGAGCAAACAGCACUGAAGGUAUCCUUAAAGUGUCCUAUUACAUUCAAACGCAUUACACUGCCAGCUAGAGGGCACGACUGCAAGCAUGUGCAGUGCUUCGAUCUGGAGUCGUAUCUGCAGUUGAAUUGCGAACGAGGCUCUUGGAGGUGUCCGGUGUGCUCGAAACCCGCGCAAUUGGAAGGCUUGGAGGUCGACCAGUACAUAUGGGGGAUUUUAAAUACGGUGAACACCGCGGAGGUCGACGAGGUGACGAUAGACUCGCUCGCCAACUGGAAAGCCACGAAGAGCAGCUUAGCCGGCAUCAAGUCCGAGGAGGAGAACGAGUACAAGAGAACAACGGCCAAGGCGAUGUCGCCGGGCAGCAUGAACAUGCCGACCAUGAACAACUGGGAGAUGAAUCAGGCGAUGAGCCCCUACUUACCGCCCGACAUGAGCAGCAUCGUGAGCGGCUCCAUGAUGAACAACAUUAACCACCGGAACACCUCGGGCGGAACGUACGAGAUCAACUCGGCGACGAACACCUCCGGCAGUAACGAUUACGCAAGCGGCGCCGGCCCGCUCUCGCACCUGAAUGAGUCCGUUAAUACGCUCGACACUCUCAAUGCUAUAGAGAAGUCGAUUAACGAACAGAUGCCUCAUACCCCGCACACGCCGCACACCCCGCAAUCGACGCCUCACACUCCGGGUGGCGGCAACAGCGGCCCACCGAGCGUUCCACCUGCGUCGCAGGAGUCGACGGGGAACCACAACACCUCCGGCAGCACGAGUACGACCAUAAAUAACGACAACAACGCCACCGCGGAUAUACCGUCGGAUCUGAAUUUCGACCCCGCCGCGGUCAUAGACGGGGAAGGCACUGGUCAGGAGGCGUUAAAUCUCUUGUCGGACAACGUUGUGGACGCGAUGGACUUCCUGUCGUACCUCGAUCCACCGGACCUAAACACUCCACCCAGCAGUGGCGCUAGCAGCGGCAACCCUUCCUCCAGCGACGACAUAUUGGCGCUUUUCGAUUAAGAAGAGAGGAACCGUGCGAGCUGGUAGUCUGUCGGGCUGUAAUCAAAUCGCGCUCGACUCUCACUUUCUAUGAAGUGACGGGAGAGAGUGAGAGAGAGAAGGACAGAGGGGUAAAGAGGGGGAGGAAGAAGGAGGGAGAAGGAAGGAGAGAGAGUUGACACCUCGCUGCAAAUAUUAUUCUAUGGCUACAGUGUACUUCCGCACGAAUUCCUCGGAACGGGCGACCGCGAAAUAUAUACGGCCCGCCUCCCAGGCCUGCGCACAAUCCUUGCGCAAGGUUGCACAAAAUUCGCCGAUUUUCUGGGCCCAUUGAUGACGUCGCGGGAGAGUAGGUUUACGGAACCCACUAUACUCACUGUACGCGCGGACACUUGUAGUGAGGGGAUUCAAAUUUUAUUAGCGUCACUAUGGGUGCUCUCACCUAAUCAAUGGUACAAAAAAACUAUAGUUGUAGUUAUAAUAAUAUUCCUAUAGAGGUUAGGACGGAAUUUUAGGGUUUAAGUGGCGACAUUGAAGAAGCGUGACAGUACGGAGAGAUACCGUAAAAUAGUGACACUCGCUGUGAAGAUGUUAUUGCACGGAUAGCACUGUGCUGUCAUUAUUAUUAAGAACGUGUCUCUCGUUCCGGCGGAGGCAUGUUUUUAAUGUUCGAUAAUAAAGCGCGUCAUGCCGCGCCUCAGGAAGAAAAAAAUAUUCCAGAAAUAGUUUUAACGUAGCGGCGGCAUUCACACUUUUGAGUGAGAGAGACGGGGAGGGGGGAGGAGGGUUUUCUGUGUUUUCGUGCGAACGAAAUUGCGUUGUAUCGUGGAUCAAAUAGGAGGAUAAUCAAAGGCCGACUUAAUUUAAUUCACGAACGUUCUUCAUCAAGGGUUGUCGGAUUGUGCAUUUCCUCACGUACACAUAUUGUUUUGCCAUUUGAAACUUGAAGUCUUGAGAGACUCAAUUCUCGGGGUUGUCCUUGCAAUACACAUUCUUUACCUGCAAAAAAAACACCGGUCUACUCGCACUCGGAGGCUAUGAUAGACCUACAUCGCGACCAGAACGAUAACUGUACAGUAUCUACUUUUGUAAAUAAGUUUUAAUCCAGUUAAGACGUUCAUCUGUUGGGAGAGAGAGACAGAGCCACCUUGCUUAUUAAUGAAUAUAGUGCAUAUAGUGUUCCUUUCCUUUCAAACAAUUAGUGGCGAACAGAUGGAAGUGAAUUAACUUAGGGGAUAUCGGGCUUCACCCUGGAAACUUAAUAGCAAACGAGAUUACGGUGAAAAGAACAGCGGUAUGAUGUAUCUCCCGAGGUGAAAAUUGCGCGAAAUGCGAAGGGAAGGAGAGGGAGGGAAGAGGGAAGACACGAUUUGUCUCGAUUAUGAUUUCGGAGAGAAAAACGAUUAGAUAUUAUCCCGGGGCAAAAGUAACACACGCGUAACACAUUCGCGCUGUUAGUUGACGCUGCAAUUUUUAUAAUCGGACAUCCUCACUUAUCGUAGCGAGGAGAAACAUAUAUAUUCGGUCAUUGCUGCACAAUCGCGAGAAUAAUAGUUACUAACUUCGGACUAAGUUCGGACAAGUUCGGACGCGCGUGACGAUGGAUACAGUUUGAAUCCGUUUUUACAAAAAUGUUCCGCGGACAUCUGUGACACGCACGUGUCAUAUACACAUUUUAACACGAAUACUUAAGGGGUGAAGGGUAAGAUAUUACGUGUGUUGCGUGUAUUCUCGAACUCCAGAACGCGCAAAGAGCUGUACCGUUUGUGUAGAAUUUUUUUUUUCUUUUUACCGGUAACAAUAUUUUCGGUGGAGUCGCAAUUUUCUAUUUUAGAUAACGUUAACGCGAUGGGUUUUCUAUAACGUCUUUUUACAAUUCUGAAGAGAAAGGGAGUAGAGAGAUAUAUUGGAAGGACGGAGAAGAGAGAAAGAGAGGGGCGGGAGACAGGGAGGGAGAGUGAAAAUAUACACAUAUGGAAUUUAUUUUCACAUUUUGACGCGUGUGUCAAUGUAUGUACGUGUUUCUCGAUUCGCUUUAUUUGACCGCAAUUUGUGCGUGACGCGUUUUUGAAUUGCGUUUAUGCUGUCAAUGCGCGCGCUGUGUUUCGCGAUCGAUUGAUUUUUUUCCUUUUGCCUCGCGAUCGAGAACCUCCUCUUUCGCUUCAGACGAUGUGUGGCUCCCUAUGUGGUCGCCUCGUCGACCGAAAAGCCCGAGGUAUCAAAAUUACGCAGAGGUGGCAAUAUUUCCGCAAGGCCUCGAGAGAUUCGUGCACUAUGCGAUCCUUCGCGUACAAUCAAAUUUUCUAGAAGGCGAGAGAAAAGAAACCGCGGAAAAGGGAGAAUCGAAAUGUUUCCCGCGCGGGAGAAACACGCGCCGCAGACGCAUCGUCCCUACCACCACCAUCACCACCGUGUACAUAUACAGACGCACGCUUAACGUUAUUAUUUACUCAGGGCAGUGGUUUGCGCGGCAAUUCGCGGUGAUUCAGCAUGCGAAAAUAAAUUCUGUAUUUGCUCGCACACAUACACCACACAUACAAACACACACACACACACACACACACAUAUACAAUACAGGUGAGGUAGCCGUGUAUUAAAGAAAAAAAAAAAAUAAAUAAAAAGAUACUGCCAGAGUGAUACCGCCCAAGACCCCCUGCUUGUAUAGUUACAAACAUUUGUAUCUUUUGUGAUUAUGAAAGAUAUAUUUAAAGUGAUCCUCUCAUCUAGAUUAUACAAAUUUUAUAUAAAAAUGUAUUUAUAUUCCACUGUGCAAGAGAGGGCGGAUGGGAGGGCAGGGUGGAACGUAGGGAGAGGGUGGCAGGGAGGGAAGGGAGGACGGAGCGAACUAGAGCGCACAGUGAUGGGAUUAGACGUAGCCGAGUUUCUAUUCGUAUUACUAUAAAACAUUAAUGAGGUUUAGAUUUUAAUAUUACUUGUAUUAUUAAGGAGGCGUAAAAACCAUGCUCUGUAUAUUACUUGUAUAUAUGGUAAAUAGAAAUAGCGAUGUAAGAAAAGUGGCAGAUACUUAUUGGCCAGUUAUUAAUAGUGAAAAUGAUUAUCUUACAUACUUCUCAGAACCAAAAGAAUACACGCAGGAUGUAAUAAGAGGUAACUUUAAAAGAAACUAGAAAAGUGUAAUCUGUAAAUGGCCCCGCGGCCGCUCGGGUACGACGCGACAACAGGUAACAGUCGGAUAUUGUACUGUUAUUUCUAAUAGAAUUAUUACUUACUUAUUAUAUAAAGACAUAAUAAUUAUCUCGAAAAGGAAAAAUUUAUUCAAACCGUAAGCUUUACUUAGGAUUGCCAAUAAGUAGUAAACGCAAUCUCGUCAUUGCGGUUGUACAUAGGCAAUGUCUAUCUAUACUUAGCUAAUACUACCCUAAAACUACACGAUACACGAUUUUAGUUUACGGGAGCCGCCCUCUGGGGUGGAUCUGACGGCGUCUCUCUCGCACGACUCGCGAUCGCCGUGUUAGAUAACAAAAAGAAAAAAAAAAGAAGGAAAAUAAUAUCGCGACGGAGCUCGUUAGUUGUAUUUAUUUUUUGCCCGCUCAUGUGUACGACGCGUGUUAACUUCGAAAACGCGUCGACGUGGAUCUCUGCGCGCGUGCGAUUUUCAUGGAAAAGAAAUUCACUUGUCGUUCGUCCAAAAUCGAAUAACCGUAUAGGGAAAGAUUGACGUCUGAAAGAUGUGCAACCGUUCGAUGAGAACGAUUUUAUUUGAGACGACUGAUGGACUGACAGGUGCGAAAAUUCGCGAUUCUUUGUUUCCUCUCUCUCUCUCUCUUUCUCUCUCUUUGGUUCGAAUUAAUCGCGACGUUGAGAAACGAUUCGUUUAAAACACGUUCGACGGCGAGACGCGCGAGAAGUUCCGACAGAUCCCUCCGGCUCCAAGAUUACAUACCUAUUUAUCUAUUGUUAGGAGGCCUAUAUAAUUUGACUUUACAAUGCUCCGCGAACAAAUCGAACCGAUCAUCGUGAGUGUCCCUCUCUUGUCCAUGGCCUGGAAAGUUACGGUGUAACGAAACAAGGUAUUUUUACGUAUUAUUAGGUGGCCGUUAUCGGCUCAUGGUGUGUCGGCCUAUGCCGAUCGCGAGCUCCGUUGUCGCAUCGAUGUAGCCCCGUAACGACCUAUACACACGCGUAUCACAUUGUAUCACGAGUUCACUUAGAAGCGCGAGACGUCGCCGCAGUAUUUUUUACCGAGUGUCAUAUCAAAGGAUAUUCACAUUUCAACAGUUCCCUGAGUGAGGAUUUCCGUUUUCCGCGGGCACACCAUGAGCGGGCCGAUACCGGUUCCCGUAGCCACGAGAGAGUUUCUUCGUUUCGCGAACGCACUUUCUGUAUUUUACAAUCGAGCCAAUGUACAUUCUCGAAAACUCGGGACGAAACGCGAGGUCAAACAGGUACAGAUACACACAGCUUGCUCUCUGUUAAGAGUUACGAAAGUGCGCGUUAUGAACCAAAACUUUAACAAAAAAAGGUAGAAAGAGAAACAAGACGACGAAGAAGAAGGAGGAACACUGAUAUCAUUGGUUACAUUCGCAAUUACAAAUUUUAAUAUACAAAGACCAGUUUAUAAACAUGUAUAACAGACACCACAUUGUUUCUUGAUAACAGUUAGAAACAUUCAAUA